Labeo rohita (rohu) is the source of this 5008-nucleotide messenger RNA. It is a transcript of the gene slc4a4a, whose product is annotated as solute carrier family 4 member 4a. The transcript has 27 exons. The record is from RefSeq and is a predicted model, not a curated record. Gene Ontology annotation, cellular component: basolateral plasma membrane; plasma membrane. The coding region runs from base 231 to 3476 and encodes 1081 amino acids. Gene Ontology annotation, molecular function: sodium:bicarbonate symporter activity; monoatomic anion transmembrane transporter activity; solute:inorganic anion antiporter activity. NCBI's taxonomy places the organism in Eukaryota, Metazoa, Chordata, Actinopteri, Cypriniformes, Cyprinidae. Gene Ontology annotation, biological process: monoatomic anion transport; transmembrane transport; bicarbonate transport.
GGCGCAACUUCUUGACCUCCCACUUGUGCUGUGACGUGACUAGCAGCGGCUAGUAAUAAAUGAAACGCGCAAUUUGAAGCGUCCAGUUGUUCCGCUGCUUCAGCAGACGCGCGUUAUCUCUGUCACAUGCGGUGGAGCGCGUUCAGACAGGACGGGAGUGCUUCCUUUGAUCGCGCUGGACAGAAGCGGCAAACCACUGGAAUACAUUAUCAGCGAUUCAACUUAACAAAAUGAGCGGCGGUAAAAGGGUGGAGGAUGAGGCCGUGCUGGACAGAGGGGCCUCGUUACUCAAACACUUAUGUGACCAGGAAGAAGUUGAAGGUCACCACACCAUAUACAUCGGCGUGCAUGUGCCUAAGAGCUACCGACGACGGAGACGUCAUCGUCGACGCACCAGUCACAAGGACAGAAAGGAGAAAGUGACUGAGAACGCUUCGGACAGGUCGGAUGCAGAGAACAAUGAGGAGGCCAGCAACAGCAUCCUCAAACCACUCAUCUCACCUGCUGCCGAGCGCAUCCGAUUCAUCCUGGGAGAGGACGAUGACAGUCCAGCACCCCCUCAGCUCUUCACAGAGCUGGACGAGCUACUAUCUGUCGAUGGCCAGGAGAUGGAGUGGAAGGAAACUGCCAGGUGGAUCAAGUUUGAAGAGAAGGUGGAAAAAGGUGGGGAGCGGUGGAGUAAACCACAUGUGGCCACUCUGUCCCUUCAUAGUCUCUUUGAGCUUAGGACGUGUAUAGAGAAGGGCACCAUCAUGCUGGACCUAGAGGCCAACACACUGCCAGGGGUCAUUGAAAUGAUCACUGACAGUCAGAUUGAGAGCGGUCUCCUGAAAGCUGACCUGAAAGAUAAGGUCAUGUACACCUUGCUGAGGAAGCAUCGCCACCAGACCAAGAAGUCCAAUCUUCGCUCCUUAGCUGACAUUGGCAAGACGGUCUCCAGCGCAAGUAGGCUGUUUUCCACCCCGGAUAAUGGUAGCCCAACCACCACACAUCGCAACUUGACAUCAAGCAGCCUGAACGAUAUCUCAGACAAGCCAGAGAAAGAUCAGCUAAAGAACAAGUUCAUGAAGAAGCUGCCCAGAGAUGCUGAAGCUUCCAAUGUUCUGGUUGGAGAAGUGGACUUCCUGGACAGUCCUUUUGUGGCCUUUGUGAGGCUGCAGCAGGCUGUCAUGUUGGGGGCGCUGACUGAAGUGCCUGUGCCAACCAGAUUUCUGUUCAUUCUUCUUGGACCCAAAGGCAAAGCUAAGUCAUACCAUGAAAUUGGUAGAGCAAUUGCUACUCUGAUGUCCGAUGAGGUCUUCCAUGAAAUUGCGUACAAAGCCAAGGACAGACAAGAUCUCCUCGCUGGCAUUGACGAGUUCUUGGAUGAGGUCAUUGUCCUCCCUCCUGGAGAAUGGGACCCUGCCAUCAGGAUAGAGCCUCCAAAAUCCCUGCCAUCCUCAGAUAAAAGAAAGAACAUGUAUGCUGGAGGGGACAGCACUCAGAUGAAUGGGGACACGCCUCACAGUGGUGGACAUGGGGGCGGGGGGCACGCAGUAGGCGAUGAGCUGAAGAGGACGGGGAAGUUUUGUGGAGGCCUUAUUCUUGAUAUCAAAAGAAAAGCCCCGUUUUUCUUCAGCGAUUUCUACGAUGCACUACACAUCCAGUCUUUGUCUGCCAUUCUUUUCAUCUACCUGGGAACAGUAACCAAUGCCAUCACGUUCGGAGGAUUGCUGGGCGACGCCACAGAGAACAUGCAGGGUGUGCUGGAGAGCUUUCUGGGUACAGCGGUGACUGGAGCCGUCUUCUGUCUCCUGGCUGGGCAACCUCUGACCAUCCUCAGCAGUACGGGGCCAGUGCUGGUGUUUGAAAGGCUGCUCUUUAACUUCAGCAGAGAUAACGGCUUUGACUACUUAGAGUUCCGUCUUUGGAUCGGCCUGUGGUCGGCCUUCUUCUGUUUAAUCCUGGUGGCCACUGACGCCAGUUUCCUGGUGCAGUAUUUCACCCGAUUUACAGAGGAGGGCUUCUCCUCGCUCAUCAGCUUCAUCUUCAUCUAUGACUCCUUCAAGAAGAUGCUGAAGUUGGCCCAUUAUUACCCGAUCAACUCAGACUAUAAAAUCGAUUACGUCACGCAGUAUGACUGCAUGUGUAUGGCGCCCACUAUUGUCAAUUCUUCAGAUGUGUACACUGAUCCAGAUGAUUCAACUUUUAUCUGGACUGUAAAUUACAGCGAUACACGCCUGAAUGCCAGCUGGUCCUCACUGUCAAAGAAGGAAUGCUUGAAAUAUGGAGGGGAACUAGUGGGCAAAGCCUGCAACUUUGUGCCCGACAUCACCCUCAUGUCCUUCAUCCUUUUCUUUGGCACUUACACUACAUCCAUGUGUCUGAAGAAAUUCAAGACUAGCCCAUUCUUUCCUACUACUGUGAGGAAGCUCAUAAGUGACUUUGCCAUUAUCCUGGCCAUUUUGAUCUUCUGUGGUGUCGACGCUCUGGUUGGGGUAGAUACGCCAAAGCUCAUAGUGCCAACUGAAUUUAAGCCAACAAGCCCAAACCGUGGCUGGUUUGUGCCACCGUUUGGAGGGAACCCCUGGUGGGUGUAUCUGGCAGCAGCUCUGCCUGCCCUGCUGGUCACCAUCCUGCUCUUCAUGGAUCAGCAGAUCACCGCUGUCAUCGUCAAUCGCAAGGAGCACAAGCUUAAGAAAGGCGCAGGCUAUCAUCUGGAUCUCUUCUGGGUAGCUGUGCUGUUAGCAUUGUGCUCUUUCAUGGGUCUGCCCUGGUAUGUAGCUGCUACAGUGAUUUCCAUCGCCCACAUUGACAGCUUGAAGAUGGAGACCGAGACAUCCGCUCCUGGUGAACAGCCUAAAUUUUUGGGUGUCAGGGAACAGAGAGUCACUGGUGUCUUUGUCUUCAUCCUCACCGGUCUGUCUGUCUUCAUGUCUCCUAUCCUCAAGUUCAUACCCAUGCCAGUGUUGUAUGGAGUCUUCCUCUACAUGGGUGUGGCUUCACUCAAUGGAGUUCAGUUUAUGGACCGGCUCAAGCUGCUCCUCAUGCCUGCCAAACACCAACCAGACCUGAUCUACUUGAGGCAUGUGCCACUGAGGAAGGUCCAUCUCUUCACUUUCGUCCAGCUGCUUUGCCUGGCACUCCUCUGGAUCCUUAAGUCCACUGUGGCUGCCAUUAUCUUUCCUGUUAUGAUUUUGGCUCUGGUUGCUGUGAGGAAGGCGUUGGACUAUGUUUUCUCCCAGCAUGACCUCAGUUUCCUGGAUGAUGUCAUACCCGAGAAGGACAAGAAAAAGAAGGAAGAUGAGAAGAAAAAGAAAAAGAAGAAACAAGGGAGCAUAGACAGUGACAUGGAAGAUUCUGACUAUCCUUACAAUGAGAAUGUGCCCAGCAUUAAAAUCCCAAUGGACAUGAUGGAGCAGGAGCCUUUUUUAGGAGAUAAGGCCUCUGACAGAGAAAAGUCCCCUUCAUUCCUUGACCGAUAUACAUCGUGCUGAAAAGCGGCACUACUUUCAGACCAGCCCGAUGUCAAGUUCAGAGAGACUGCCAUUAAAUGUGCCUCAGAUCAAAAUAGAUAUGGACCCAGAUGACAACAAUGGCUACUACUGGAACAGUCGAGGGUCUGAGACGUCCAUAUAACUCCUCCAGCCAAUCUGCUACAUAGGUUUUUAUGAUCUCUUCGUGUUUGCAGAAAGCCAUUUGCCAAGGGAUAUUUUAUAAAGACUGUUCCCCAUCACAGAUCAUUUCUGUGAAGACUAAAAAAUGGCUCGUCUUCCAUUCACUUAAUCACUAUGGUUUGCAAGUUGUAAUCCCUAAACUACUAUGCAAUUCAGUUCAUUGUUUGACUCAUGUGCUGAGCUGUAGAAAAAUGCUGUAGCUGUUUUUACACAAUUUCACAUCUACUCCCUCCUACCAAAUUCACAUAACAUGACACUUUUCAUUUUCCUUUCAUUUUUGCUGCUCUACCUGUUUUACAUGGUAGGCGUUAUGUAAAAAAGUUUAACUUUUUCAUUUUUUAUUUGCACAACAUGAGAUCUUAAUGUUGAUUUUCUUUUUUUAAAUGUACAUCUUGAGCAAACUUUUCAAGAAAUGACUUCUAUUAUGAUGAGAAAGAACAACUGUGACAAUAUAUUGUAAUAUUUAACUGUUGAUUAAUUUUUUAACGAUGGUUAAUGUUAUUGAUUGGCAUUGAACCUGCUAUUUUUCAUAUUGUUUCAUAUAAUAUAUGGUAUUAAAUCUAAUUUGUUUCCUUUAACAAUAUUUAUGUCUAAUUAUCCAGACACGCUUGAUUGAUUAAGAAAGCCUAAUUAUUCACUUAGCGUUUCAAGUCUUGCUUCGUCACCUGGUUCUGGAAAGCCUAAAAAGUCUACAUGUGUACAACCUACAUGUACUCCAGAGUCUGUUGUCCUGCAAAUGAAUUUACCUAAGUGGCUUAAACCUGAUUUGCAAUAAUUCACAAAAUUCAUUUAGUUUUAAGAUUGUCUUAUGUAAUCAGAUCACUUUUUUUUUUUUUUGUUUGUGCUUUAUUUACGUGAUGUCCAGUCACUGAAUGUCAUAUUGCAAGUUGUGUCAUGUAAAAAUAAGUCGAAAAAUGUCAAUGUGGUACAUCCAUUUGAGUGAAGACGACAUUAGUGCUGUGUCAUACAGCGCAUAUCGUAAACAUGUUCAAUAUCCUCUGUUGAUUCCUGCUAAUUUGUCAUUUUCCUUUCUUUCAAAAAACAAACAAAAAAAUCAAUAGAUUUAUACACGUAGUAUAUUGUACUUUUCAAAAUCAACUUCUUUUAACCUUGUAAGUAUAAGAUUUUUAACUUAUAUUUUUGGGGGUACCUAAAGAUGAAAUAUAUUGUGAAAGCAUGUCUGGGGAAAUUCUUGAACGUUUAAACAGUGCUAAAUAUUAAUUGUAGAGUGUGUAACAAUGAUACAUUUUUAAUCAGGUUUUGUGACUUUUUAGAACAAAACAGCUGAAAUUAUUUUAGAAUUUAUAUUUUUCAAAGGAAAUGAAUAUUAAAAAUGAAGAGAAUUUAUUAAA